This is a messenger RNA of Hordeum vulgare subsp. vulgare (domesticated barley), 3909 nucleotides long. Its product is annotated as kinesin-like protein KIN-14B. The coding region runs from base 1175 to 3679 and encodes 834 amino acids. Gene Ontology annotation, molecular function: ATP binding; microtubule binding; microtubule motor activity. The record is from RefSeq and is a predicted model, not a curated record. NCBI's taxonomy places the organism in Eukaryota, Viridiplantae, Streptophyta, Magnoliopsida, Poales, Poaceae. Gene Ontology annotation, biological process: microtubule-based movement. The transcript is spliced from 14 exons.
AUUGCAAGACAUUCAUGGGUAGCUGCUUCAUUUCUACUCUACGGUCCAUGGAAGGCACCAGUAAUGUACACUGCAAGAUCAUUUUAUGAUCACAACCAGAUAAGAAAAGACUGGCUCUACUGACUGGUGAGGCUGUCUAAUCCAAUGACUAGUGUUCAAUGAUACGAUAUAUAGAAAGUCCAAACGGAGUUAAAAAAGAAUACAUGCAUAUGAUGAAAAUAUGUACUACAUGGUCAUCACUCAUCAGCAAAGACUGGGAGUAUCUCGUGAAUGAACCAAUGCCAGAACGCACCACACUAUCAGUUCCUGCUGACAUGAUCGGGAAUAGUGCUGCUGCGAGCACAGUAGCACGAGCUCGCUGAAAAAUACUAGCAUGGCCUUUUGUUUUGAGCGAUGAUCACAAGAUUGAUGAGAGCCCCAACAUUUUUGAGGCGCAGACCCACCUGCAGCUGCCUCUCUGAAAAGCUCAGCAUGGCACAUGGUGGGUGAGCUCCUCGAUGACAGCAGAACAGGAGAUAUUAUUUCAUUUGCCAAACAACAUCCACCCAUUAAAUAUUGUCGCCAUACGCCAGAGCACAGAAUCUGUCAUACUUAAUCACCAUCACCUCUUUCCCUCUCUCGCCUCCCUCUGUCUCGGUCUCUCUGUCUGUUCCUCUAUCUCACUCUCCCCUGCCUCUCCAUCUCUCUUGAGGCAGACACUCAAACGCACACACAGAGGGGCUACUAAGCUGCUAUCGGUUUUGACUGGAUUUGAGCUCCCUUGACCAAAAGAUACCAGCUGCAGGAACUUUCUAUGGAGGUAGAAGCUAUGGCGGACUCUACUGUCAAGGUUCAAAAUGGCGAAACAGCCAGAACACACUUGCAUAUGCUGAUGUAGAAUUGCAAUCACUGGUUUGUGGUUGGGCGCUGGCAUCUUCGAUAGUGACACGGCGAUAGACUGCCUUGGAGGCGAAAGAGCUAGUUGAGGAAUUGAGUGAUAGAGACCUGGGAACUCCAACAAGGAUUUAAGCAAUGUAUGGGCUCCGCCGAGGGCAACUCCCUUAGCUCUCGCACACUCUAGCCAUUUGACGUAGUAUGGAAGUGCAGGCGGUGUCACCAGCAAAGAAUGGAGCGGGAGCAGCAGGAUAGCCAUAAUCAAUCCUGUUUCUUGGUGACAACUUGCUAGGCAACAUACAUGGAUGGGCAGUCAGGGAAAACCAUGCAGAGUCUACCGGACACAUUGUCAUCCCUUAAGGGGUUCAACAAGUACCUCACACCCGGUUGGAUUGAAUCAGUGUCCCACAUCCUCAAGGAGUUGACACCAAUCAAACCACAGAAAGUAAUGGAAGAGGAAGCUCAUAAUGUAUUUGAGUGUGAUCACUGUGAUGACACAGAAUUAGACAUUAAAGUUGCAAAGAUUCAAGAUGAAAUGGUUUCACUGGGUGCCCAACUAAAGCAGAAAACACUGCAGAAGAGAGAGUCACUAAAUAACUAUUUGGAUUUGAAAGGAAGUAUAAGGGUGUUCUGUCGUAUGAGGCCUUUCAACCAUGAAGAAAGUUACAGUUCCAGAACCAUGUUCACCCUUGAUGAGAGUAAUGUUUUCUUAAAAGUUGCUGAUACCAAGAUAAGGCAAUACAAGUUCGAUAAGGUUUUCGACCCACGCUCAACACAAGGUGAUGUAUUUUCUGAAGUCGAACCAGUGAUAAAAUCAGCUAUAGAUGGCUACAAUGUUUGCAUAUUUGCCUAUGGUCAGACAGGCAGUGGAAAAACUUAUACAAUGGAAGGAAAGCCCUCCGACUUGGGUGUCAUACCACGUGGGAUUCAAGUACUGUUCGAUCGAGCUUCAGAGAGCAACAACAGAUUUCAGUUCACUUUCAGCAUGCUCGAGAUAUAUAUGGGAAACCUACGAGAUCUACUAGUUCCAGGAAGCAAGAACAAUGGGCUAAAGAAUGUUCCGAGCCUCUCUAUUAAAACGGAUCCUGAUGGUGGCAUUGAGAUUGAAAAUCUAGUGGCAGUUACCGUGAAUAAUUUUCAAGAAGUGAAAAGAUUAUAUGGUGUGGGGACCCGUCUUAGAUCAACAGCUUCCACUAUGGCUAACUCUACAUCAAGUAGAUCUCACUGUUUGAUUCGCAUUUCAUUGACCUCCUUUGAUGCACCUGAGAGAAAAAAAGCAAGAAACAAAAUAUGGAUGAUUGAUCUAGGUGGAAGUGAAAGACUUGUAAAGACUAAAGCAACUGGUAAAAGGCUGAAGGAAGGCAAAGCCAUAAAUUUGUCAUUGUCAGCCCUAGGGGAUGUGAUUGAUGCAUUACAGACUAAAAAACCUCAUGUACCUUACAGGAAUAGUAAGCUUACGCAAGUUUUGAGAGAUUCUCUAGGAUGCGAGUCCAAAACAUUGAUGCUUGUCCAUAUUAGACCAAAUGAGAAUGAUUUGUGCGAGACCAUUUGUACCUUGGGUUUUGCAACAAGAGUGAGAAGUAUCCGUCUAGAAAGUGAAGAAUCGCCAGAGGUAAAAACAAGGAAGGAACAUCUCUUAAAGGAGUUAGAACAGACUGUCAGUAAUUUGGAACAAGAAUGUGAAAAUAUUAGAAGAGAAAUUAAGAAGCUUGAGGAUACAGUGGAACAUUUGAGAGGGCCUCAGACAUCUGCUAGCACAAAUUUCGUAACUUCACAUCCAUCCACUCAGGAGAUGAAGAUUGACAUGUCAAACAAUGUAAGGAAUCUGAAGAAUCACAGAGAAGUUCCACGUGGGUUACCAAGGUUCAUGAAGCCAACUGCUGCUAGCCAGCACAGGAUAGGCUUAAAUAACAGUGUUCCUAGCAUUAACAGGAUGAAACCACCAGUGCCACCAAAGAGAAGGCCUUCUUCCGUCUAUGCAGAAUCUGUAAGGUUUCCAGUAAAUGCCGAUACUUGGCAGUCAGAAUGCAGUUCUGAUUGCAGUAUCUCCAUGACAAGUGACAUCAAUUGGACACCAAGCAUACAAGAUGGGACUGAAUGUAGCCAAGAUGCAUCAGAGUACGAGAUCAAACAGGUGAUUUUCUCAGAACAUGACAAACCAUCACAGGGUCAAGUCAUUUCCUUCAAAGAAUGGCAACUUACAGAAUCAGAGAAUAUACAGAACAAAACUGAAGAAAGGAGCAUUAUAGACAUUGAUAAUUGGAUCCACCAACAAAUACUUCAAAGUGCUGGCACAUGCCAAAGUAAAAGGGUUCCAACUGUUCCCAAUGUAACUGAACAAGAAACUUUCAAUAUUCCUUCACCAAUUAAGAUUGAAAGGACUAAAGGUUGUCAGCAAGCACUGGACGAAGAAAGUGAACCAACCCUACAACCCCCACCACUUGAUGCAAAGGAUAUUAAGCGAUCCAAGGCAGUUAAUCAUUUUGCCACGGCAGAAUUAUGCAGUCCUCCAUCAAGCGAACAUUGCAGCACCAACGAGACGAAGAAACAUAUGAAUGAAAAUCUUGCAUAUCAGGGGAGAUCCAGAAGAUCUCUUCAAGAAAAGCUGGAUGGUUGCAUGCUAAAGCUGCCAGAAUCUGAUGUAAGAACAAGUCCUGAAAUCAGGUCCCACGAAGAGGAACACGGCAUAGGAAAGCUGACAAAGUUCUUUCAAGCUCUCCAAACAGCAUGGGGCUGUGUUCGUCUAGGAUUAGGCAUUGUCAGCCUUGGAUUAGAGCACGAGUUCUUUCAAAGCUUGAUACUUUGAAGUAACCAUAGUCUCGUUAUUUGUAAGAGGUAGUAGUCACUUUUGGGAGUACACUACUUCAGAAAAUGUACUGUCGGUUUGUCAUAGCGGCAGUUGAAUUGCUGAUCUGAUGCUGCAUUGCUGCAACAGUUGGUUUGAUGCCAGAUGGAUUCUUCUAGGUAUAUAAUGGAAGUUGUAAACAAGUGUAAGAGUGAUCAAACUAUGAAUGAGAAAUUUGACAUAUCCUGAAA